CCGGGAACGCGAACGGGAUCUCGUCCGGCAAAACAUCGGGCGAGCGUUGGGUCGGGCCUGCCGAGUCAGCAGCCGCAGCCGUGCAACGCCAGAGAUUUAUGUAGGUAGCUUCGAUCGGGACGAUCACACAGUUCCAAACAUCAAGAUGGCAGGAACCAGCCCGGGCAAUUCAUGCAUUGCUCGGCGACAACUCCGAAAGGCCUGGUCGGGUUGUGGCUCUUUCCUGCUGUGAUUCGUUGUGGCCUCGGCUGCCUUCCAGCUGGCCACUUCCUCGUGCACCAACCAGGCCCUGCUUUCUCGUUCAUGGUUUUUUUUGGGCCGCCAUCUCAUCUGGGACUUCCUCCAAUCCCACCUCGAAACCCACCUUCACUCGCCUUGACUUCUGUUUGCUUUAACUCGGGCGAUCGGCCCAUCGCACCACGUUUCACGGCCGGCCCGUCUCCAAUGACAAACCGCCGCAGUUCUGACCAACCAACAACCUUCAGCUGUUUCCCUGUUGCCGAACCGCAUAAUCAAACCCGCAUUUACACGGAGCCGACGGCUCUUCUCUCGCGUGUGUUGUUGGUGGUUUGCGAACCACUCAUAGACGGCCACUUUUCUACAUCCGUAUCAUGAUCGCCCUUCAUCUUUCUUUGUUUUCUCAUUAGCCUAUUCCGGAUUUCCUCCGUCGCCCGUUUAGUUGUGCCCGCUGCGCUGAUCAAUAUGAAGUGAAUUCCAUGAUGGUGGUUCCUGUAGUCCGGGUCUAUGGUUCAAAGCAUUCUUGGAUGUGCCCCCACGGCGUCUGCCGUAACACCCCCCUGACUAGCCCAGACUGGAUCCGGGACAAGCCCAGGCAAGCCACAUGCUUCCCCGGAACCACACUCCCUUACCUUUGGU
Molecule: messenger RNA, 876 nt
Organism: Chaetomium fimeti
Lineage: Eukaryota; Fungi; Ascomycota; Sordariomycetes; Sordariales; Chaetomiaceae
Exons: 1
Coding region: 172-615 (147 amino acids)
Source: RefSeq, a predicted model, not a curated record